This is a messenger RNA of Phycodurus eques (leafy seadragon), 2271 nucleotides long. Its product is annotated as ras-related protein Rab-8B-like. The transcript has 8 exons. Lineage: Eukaryota; Metazoa; Chordata; Actinopteri; Syngnathiformes; Syngnathidae. Bases 83 to 706 code for a protein of 207 amino acids. Gene Ontology annotation, biological process: protein localization to plasma membrane; protein secretion; cellular response to insulin stimulus. Gene Ontology annotation, molecular function: GTPase activity; GTP binding. Gene Ontology annotation, cellular component: trans-Golgi network transport vesicle; plasma membrane; endosome. The record is from RefSeq and is a predicted model, not a curated record.
GACCGGAAAGACGGAAAGACGGGGGAUCCCGGCCCAGCACGCCCAUUUAUUGACCCAAAUCUCGGCCUGUUUGCUGCGCGCAAUGGCAAAGACGUACGAUUACCUCUUUAAACUGUUGCUUAUCGGUGACAGCGGCGUGGGCAAGACGUGUCUGCUGUUUCGAUUCAGCGAAGACUCUUUCAAUACCACCUUCAUAUCCACCAUAGGCAUAGACUUCAAAAUCAGAACAAUAGAGUUGGACGGAAAGAGAGUCAAACUUCAAAUUUGGGACACUGCAGGCCAGGAGCGCUUUCGCACCAUCACGACAGCUUACUACAGAGGAGCCAUGGGAAUCAUGCUCGUCUAUGACAUCUCCAACGAGAAGUCAUUUGAAAACAUUAAAAACUGGAUCAGGAAUAUUGAAGAGCACGCCUCAUCGGACGUGGAGAAGAUGGUCCUGGGUAACAAAUGUGACAUGACUGAUAGGCGCCAAGUGUCCAAAGACAGAGGUGAAAAACUGGCUAUUGAUUACGGCGUCAAGUUCCUGGAAACCAGUGCAAAGACAAGUCUGAACGUAGAAGAGGCGUUUUAUACCAUGGGAAGAGACAUCCUGCACAAUCUGAGCUCAAAGACAACUGAAAACAGUGCUGGAGGAUCUGGAAAAGCAGUCAAGAUCACUGAGAAGAAGUCCAAGAGGAUCAAAUUCCUCAAGUGUACGCUCAUCUAGACCGCCCGGUGCACACGCUUGUGUGACUUUGCUCUUUUCGUGGGCGCUCUUUGCUCUUCAGUGUAACUUUGGAGGGGGCUCCUCAGUUUAGCCGGGGUGGGGGAGGCGGGAGGGGGACCUCAGCCCCAGCUCGAGCCCACGGGUUCCCACACACAAGGGCUCGUCUGACUUGAAGACCCUCGACGAGGAACUGAGGUCUGAAACUGUGAUGGUCAACUGUGAUGGUCAGUUACGACUCGUUUGUAGCUGACGCCUCCGAGGAGUCUUGUUUUCUGUUUCGACAUUACCUCACUUAUUCAAACCAUAGUGUUCUUAUACAUUUACAAUAACAAAUGCCUCGCAUUUAUUCACGUUGUAGCACUACGUUUAUACCUUGUGCCAUAUUGACCACGAGGAUGCUGUGCGACAUGCAUAUCAAGUCCCAGCAAUGAUUGUAUCUGUGUAUGUAAGUUCAUGACUCGAAGGCAUUAGAAUAGAUGUAUAAAUGUAUAAAGUUAACGUGUUGUAUUCAGUUGAAAAAAAAAAAAAAAAAAAAAUUAACUUAUUAAUUACUGACAAAAUAGAAGAGUUCCUCUGAUGGGAGCAGUGAAUCCAUGUUGUAAUAGCCGUUGUCAGUAUUUGCAUGAACACUGUUGGAAUAUUAAGCACAUUGUACACACAUUGUACACUACCGGUUCACAGUCUGCAUAGCAGAGUGAUUGUUCAGUACGUGUCGAAAGUUCAUGUCACAGUGCAAUAUGUGUUGACAUUCGCAGGGUUUCCUUCACAUUAAAAGACAAAACAACUGAGGAAAGGUGUUAUGCCAAUGAGUGAAUUGUUUAGACGGUUUCAGAAAUGUCUUGCAGACUGGUCGACAGUCAACUUGCAGGGAACAUAUACGUGGACGCCCAUUGACACGCAUUCACGCCUACGGACAAUUUAGAGUCUUCACCAUGCAAGGUUUGGCAUGCUUGAGACCGAAUUGUUGGACUUGAGUGUGCCGCAUGAAUAUCUGGUCUCCCUGUCAGCGAACAAAAAGACUAAUCGGCGUGGUUGCCCUAGCAACAUCCUGACCUGACCGCAAUGUGUGAGUGUGGUCAGGUGCACAGCUGUGGGAAAAAGCGGCUCCUGGUUUUAGGAUUGCGUUUAUGAAAUUGUACUUUUUCUAUUCUUGCAGUGUUACAACUGUUUUCACUUAAGUUACAAUUUCAAUCUUUGUAAUUUUUUAACUAGUCUCGUAACAUUAAAGUUUUUUUUAGUCAUAAUAUUACCCCUAUUUUCAUAACAUUUUCCCAAAGUAUUUUACUUUAUGCCUCUCUUUUGCAACUUUAUUAACAUGUUUUUUUCUCAGUAUUACAUUAUUUUGUAACACUACAACUUUUUUUGGUAAUAUUUUGACUUGUAAUAUUUACCCUUCAUUUUUAACAUUAGGACUGUUCUCAUUAAUUUAACUUUAGCUUUAUAAGAUUUAAUUCUUGAAAUAUAACAACUUUUUUUUGCAAGAUUACCACUUUUCUCUUUGAAAAUUUGGACUUUGUUCCUUUUUACAUUAAAAUCUUAUACAUUAUGACUUUUCCCUCAUAUUU